Messenger RNA from Hansenula anomala, 1053 nucleotides. Its product is annotated as isopenicillin N synthase family dioxygenase. The record is from RefSeq and is a predicted model, not a curated record. The coding region runs from base 4 to 1053 and encodes 349 amino acids. Lineage: Eukaryota; Fungi; Ascomycota; Saccharomycetes; Phaffomycetales; Wickerhamomycetaceae. The transcript is spliced from 2 exons.
ACAAUGACUGCGUCAGUGACAAACUCAUCAAUAAUCACACCAGAUCCCACUGUUUUGAAGCUGGACAAUGGUACCAUUAUUAAAUUAGAUUCAAGUAAAUCGUCUAGGGGUGAUUUUGAUUCAAUCCCAAUCAUUGAUUUGGAGAAGAUGUAUUCGGAUAAUUAUGAUGACAGGCUUGCUUUAUCCAAAGAAUUAUUUGAUGCUUGUUCCAAUGUUGGAUUCUUUUAUGCAAAGAACCAUGGUAUUCCUGAAGAUAUUGUUGAUAACACCUUCAACUGGAGUAAAAAAUUCUUUCAUGAACAAACUACAGAUGAAAAAAUGAAGGUAUUUACUGGUUUACUAGAGGAUGAAAACUAUCAAGGGUACCAUCCAUUUGGUAAAUUUACAUUCGAUGCUGGAAAUAGAAGACAGCCAGAUUUAAUGGAGGCAUUUAAUUUUACUUAUGAGCGUGAACAAGACCCAGCUCAGCCACCUCCAUCUGAUGAUUGUGUUGCAUUUGAGAAUAUAUGGCCUGAAAAUUUUCCAGGGUUCAAAGAAAACAUGUUCAAGUAUCACGCAGAAUGCUUGAAGAUUGCUAGAAAAUUGAUAAGAAUCCUUGCUUUGUCAUUGGGACUUGAGGAAGAUUAUUUCGAUAAAUACGUCACAUAUCCUGCUGCUAGUAUGAGGAUACUUCAUUAUCCUGUGCAAGAACACAGUGAAGAUGAUCAAAAUGGUAUUGGAGCUCAUACUGACUUUGAAUAUUCACCAUGUGGGAAAUGGAUCCAAGCUCCUCCAAUUUCUGGAUGUCUAGUUGUCAAUAUAGCAGAUUGCUUAAUGAGAAUGACAAACAACACUUUUGUGUCCACUGUGCAUCGUGUCGUUAAUAACUCUGGUGAUAAACGUUAUUCAAUUCCUUUCUUCUUUGGAUUCAAUCAAUCCAUGAUGAUGGAUCCUAUACCCACUUGUGUCUCAGAGGCCAAUCCUUACAGGUACAAAGUGAAGUCCAUCAAAGAAUAUCUGGUUUUCAGAGCUAUAACUUCUAAAAAGAAGAAGGAGAAAGGUUAUGGAUACUGA